UUGUUUAUAUCGGUGUUGGUCAACACCAAUAGUGAUUUAAUCAAACUAAUUAUUCAAAGCAUCAAAAAUGAUCUGCAAUCUCGCAACCCUAUCCAUUUGAACCUAGCUAUGCAGUGCAUUGCUAACAUUGGUAGCAAAGAAAUGGCAGAAGCCUUUGGUUAUGAUAUCCCCAAGCUGCUUGUAUCUGGGGACACUAUGGAUGUUGUGAAGCAGUCAGCUGCACUUUGCCUGUUGCGACUAUUUCGCACUUCUCAAGAAAUGAUACCUAGUGGAGAAUGGACAUCGCGCAUCAUCCAUCUACUGAAUGAUCAGCAUAUGGGUGUGGUGACUGCUGCCACUUCUCUUAUUGAUGCCCUUGUGAAGAAGAAUCCAGAAGAGUACAAAGGCUGCAUUAGUCUUGCUGUUUCUAGACUUAGUCGAAUUGUAACUGCCAGUUAUACAGAUCUUCAAGAUUACACUUAUUACUUUGUUCCUGCUCCAUGGCUUUCUGUCAAGCUGUUGAGACUGUUGCAAAAUUACUCACCACCAGAUGAUCCUGGUGUUCGUGGCAGACUGAAUGAAUGCCUUGAAACUAUCCUAAAUAAGGCUCAAGAAGCACCAAAAUCAAAGAAAGUUCAGCAUUCCAAUGCCAAAAAUGCUGUUCUCUUUGAGGCUAUAAGUUUGAUCAUUCAUAAUGACAGUGAGCCAAAUCUUCUUGUGCGGGCGUGCAACCAACUUGGGCAGUUCCUGUCCAAUCGUGAAACAAAUUUGAGAUAUCUUGCUUUGGAAUCAAUGUGUUUACUUGCCACUUCCGAAUUCUCCCAUGAGGCUGUGAAGAAACAUCAAGAAGUUGUCAUCCUUUCAAUGAAGAUGGAGAAAGAUGUUUCUGUUCGUCAGCAAGCCGUUGAUCUCCUUUAUGCCAUGUGUGAUAAGACCAAUGCUGAAGAAAUUGUUCAAGAAAUGCUGAACUACCUGGAAACUGCGGACUAUUCUAUAAGAGAGGAAAUGGUCUUAAAAGUGGCUAUCCUUGCUGAAAAGUAUGCCACUGAUUACACUUGGUAUGUAGAUGUUAUUCUUAAUUUGAUCAGAAUAGCUGGAGACUAUGUUUCAGAAGAAGUGUGGUAUCGAGUCAUUCAGAUUGUCAUCAAUCGGGAUGAUGUUCAGGGAUAUGCUGCAAAAACAGUUUUUGAGGCUCUUCAAGCUCCUGCAUGCCAUGAAAACAUGGUUAAAGUAGGUGGUUACAUCUUGGGUGAAUUUGGUAACCUAAUUGCUGGUGAUCAACGUUCCUCACCCCUUGUCCAGUUUCAAUUGUUACAUUCCAAGUAUCAUCUUUGCUCUCCAAUGACACGAGCUCUUUUACUCUCAACUUAUGUAAAAUUUGUUAAUCUGUUUCCUGAAAUUAAACACAACAUUCAAGAGGUAUUUAAACAGCACAGCAACCUUCGUAGUGCUGAUGCCGAACUCCAACAGAGAGCCUCAGAAUAUCUUCAACUCAGUGUCAUUGCUUCCACUGACGUCCUUGCAACAGUUUUGGAAGAAAUGCCUGCAUUCCCAGAGCGGGAGUCAUCAAUUCUUGCUGUGUUAAAAAAGAAAAAGCCUGGUCGUGUGCCAGAAAAUGAAAUUCGGGAGGGCCGUAGUCCAAAUCCAGCCCCUACUGGGAACCACACUGAAGCUGUUUCUCACUCAAAACCUUCAGCAGUUUCUGCCAAUGCAUCUGCCGAUCUUCUUGGGCUCUCCACCCCCCCUUCAAGUCAGCCAACUGCCCCAAGUAACACUGGUAUGCUUGUGGAUGUCUUGGGAGACAUGUAUGGAGGCCAACAGCAAACUCAGCAGAAUAAUAGCUUUGCUGCUGCACAGUCUUACAAUCCCAAGAAGUUUGUUUGUAAAAAUAAUGGAGUCCUAUUUGAAAAUGAUCUUGUUCAAAUUGGAGUGAAAUCUGAGUUCAGGCAAAAUUUGGGCAGAAUUGCUCUCUUCCAUGGAAACAAGACUCCUUUCCCUCUUCAGAACUAUGAAACAACCAUAUCAAGUCCAGGAGACCAAGCUAGUAAAUUGGUUAUUCAAGUUAAACCUAUGGAUCCUAUUCUUGAGGCAGGAGCUCAGAAAUUGCAGGUGUUAAAUGGUGAAUGUGUUGAAGAUUAUGUAGGUAAGUGGUUGAAAUUCAAAUGA
Messenger RNA from Frankliniella occidentalis (western flower thrips), 2145 nucleotides. RefSeq names its product AP-2 complex subunit alpha-like. Gene Ontology annotation, cellular component: AP-2 adaptor complex; membrane coat. Gene Ontology annotation, biological process: intracellular protein transport; clathrin-dependent endocytosis. The record is from RefSeq and is a predicted model, not a curated record. Lineage: Eukaryota; Metazoa; Arthropoda; Insecta; Thysanoptera; Thripidae. Gene Ontology annotation, molecular function: clathrin-cargo adaptor activity. Bases 109 to 2145 code for a protein of 678 amino acids. The transcript is spliced from 12 exons.